AAUGCUAUCGGAGGAAGCAGAAGGUUAUGACUACUCCUCUGACGCUUGAAAUGACUGUCAAACCAUCUAAUGUUCAUCCAGUGUGAUCGCAAGCACCCAUGCAACAACUGUCGGGCUCGAAAUGUCACAAAUAAAUGUGUUUUCAACCCUUCGUCAACAGUGACACAAGCUCCCGAGACUGUGGAUGGACAAGCCUGCCUGUCAAGGGGCCGGGAUAAUGCGCUGGAAAACUCCCAUGAGUCGCCCAGCCUUGGCUACUCAUUGAUAUCUGGCAGUAAUUCUUUUAUGGGCCUACAGCAAAUACUACAGGAUGGAGAGUUUCAAACUAUCAGAGCUGUUCAUAACCAUGUUCCGGAAUCACUUAUAUCAGACCCAAAUGCUCGAGCACUGGCCUCGAAUCUGCCACCUCGCGCUAUCGUCGAAGAGAUCGUUGAAAUUUUUUUUGCAGAGGUAAACUGGCAUUACUUUAUUCUCGAAAGGGUUUAUUUCGAUGAUUUGUUUUCCUGCUGGCAGUCCGCCAAUGAAAAUCAUGUCGGCUAUCUCAAACCCCAACAAUUUUCAAGAGAGAUGCAGUACUUUCCUGCAAUGCUUUUUCAAAUGCUCGCUUUGACACUGCAAAUUCUGCCACAAGAUGCUACAGAUAUGGCCCAGCUGUUGCGAAAUUCUCUCGCAUCACCGCAGAGAUAUAGCGCCUUGGGUGAAGAGUUAGCAUCAGUAUUGGGCCGACAAGGAGCUGCACUCACUGCAGUCCAAGCCGAUUUUCUCAGAUCAUUCUAUUUGAAGAAUUGCGGCGCAGGUAUCCAAUCUUGGCAUACAAUUGGAUGUGCUAUUAGACAAGCCCAAGAGCUGGGCAUGCAUCGGCACAAGGAUAUCCACCAACAAGACCCAAAUGAUGUUGGCAAGACCCUGAAUUUGUUUUGGUAUGACGAAUAUAAACGACGAAUAUGGGCCAAUUUAUUUGCGUGGGAUAGCCUUAUGGCUAUGAUCCUGGGAAGGCCGCGAAUGAUAAAUUUGGAUGACUGUGACGUCAAGCUACCCACAGAUUGCAAUAUACCCAAGAAACCUUCCACAGCAGUUCCUAUGACAGUGCGUUCCUACGACAAUGACAACAUCACGACAGUGUCAGCUUCACUAUUCAGACAAGCUCUCGCUAGUAAAGUCCACGAAAUGCGCGCUCUCAAAGCUGAUCGGCCCCAUCCUAAGAACUACUCUGUGGUCCAAAAUCUUCACCAUCAGGUUAUUUCAUUAGUAAAUGAAGUCCCGCCAUCGAUUCGGCCCAAGAACCCGGACACUUCGUGGGACAACCAGUAUCCAUAUUUGCCUCAACUGCGUGAGGAAAUUUUAAUCAUGGCGAAUCUCUUCCUAAUGACACUACACCGAUCCCAUGUCGCGACUAACAUAGAGAGUAGAAGGGCCGCAGUAGAGGCUGCGCUUGCUACCCUUCAGUCCCAACAACGCGUCUUUGACAGAAGCAAGGUGCAUCACUAUCAAUUAUUUGGCCUCGCUUUUUAUACCGUUGACGCGUGCUGUCUGCUUUUUAGUAUUGCAACUUUAUUUCCCCCUAAAAGCCCUGAAUCAAAAAGAUAUAUCGAUAACUCCCUUCAGCAGGCAAUACAGAGACUCUCCCUUUUAGAAACCCAUAAUAAGAUAGCCAAGGCGGGCUUGGAUGUUCUUAAACGUUGCUCGAAAAAGAUUCAGGAAGCAAGAAACUGCCAAACCAUUUCGUCCGGGACUAUCCUUGACAUGAAUCAUUCUCUUGAGCCGCGGUUGCAGGACACACUGGCAGGUUUAUACAGUAGAGAUGUGGAAGGAGUGUCGACGUCGCCAUCAGACUCUCGUGGAGCAAACGAGGACCAACAACCUGAACCUCAACUCCUACCCUUCUCUCCGGGCCCGUGCAGUUUCGAUCAAAUGUAUUGGUUAAACCAGUUGAGCCAGAUACAACAGCCUCAUCCCCAAGAUCCAGAUUUUGACGAGUCUUGGGGGCCUAUUGUUUUUACGUGACGUGGAAAUCGAUGAGAGUCAAUGAAUUCUUGAAUCUUCAAACAUGUAGUGAUCAGUCUCUCCGCUUAUUCAAUUCGUUACAGCCAUAAAAGUAUUGAUAAAACUAAGAACCUCUUAUUGAAAAACGC
This is a messenger RNA of Talaromyces proteolyticus, 2132 nucleotides long. Its product is annotated as fungal-specific transcription factor domain-containing protein. Gene Ontology annotation, cellular component: nucleus. The record is from RefSeq and is a predicted model, not a curated record. NCBI's taxonomy places the organism in Eukaryota, Fungi, Ascomycota, Eurotiomycetes, Eurotiales, Trichocomaceae. Gene Ontology annotation, molecular function: zinc ion binding; DNA binding. Gene Ontology annotation, biological process: DNA-templated transcription. The transcript has 5 exons. Bases 70 to 2004 code for a protein of 644 amino acids.